AAGAACGUGUUGAUGAAAGUGUUAAGCAAGCAAAUAUUGUACAAAUAAACACUCUCUUCAACUUUACGCCAAAUAAUGAUUCAUCACAAAAUCUUCAUUUUUAUGGUUAUUGGGUUGGCUGUGACUCAAUUCAGUGGAAAUGUUCAGGCUGGUGGUAAAGAGUCUAAAGAAGGCAACAAAGAUUCUCCGUCGGUGUCAAGAGAAUCUUCCGUGAAACCACCUGAGAGUUCAUUUGAUCCAGAGAUAGGGGAAAUUCUGGAGACAUUUGAAGUACCAGAGUCUGUUGGGUCAGUUCCGUCAUCACCGAAAGUUUCUUCUCCAGAGUCUUUCUCCGCACCGCCUUUAUUACUUCCUUCAGAUCCAGUUGCGUCAGUUCCGUCUUCACCAAAACUUCUUUCACCAACGCCUUUGUCCCCAGUGACUCCCUCUUCUGAAGCCACAUUACCAGAUUUAACAUUACCUGCGGUAUCAGAUGUACGUGAACCACCAAUCUCACCAAAGGGAGCACAUACUGGUAGUGUUCAAAACAGAAUUUCACAAAUUGAAUCUAAGGUAGUACGACCAGCACCUGGUAGUGUAAAAGAUAAAAUUUCACGCAUUGAGGCUAAAUCGAAGGUACCGAAACGUCAACGUCCGCUGAAGAAAGGAGGAAAAAAAUAGAUUCAACACGCAAAUUAAAUCAAAUUGACGCAAAAAAUGCCAAAAAAAUGGAAAUCUCACUAUUAUCUCUUUUAAACCUGUUUCGAUUUAAUUUAUUCAUUUAAAUCAUCAGUCAUUUUAUGAUACAAAAAAUCGAAAUAAACAUAUUCAUAUUAUAAA
Messenger RNA from Contarinia nasturtii (swede midge), 819 nucleotides. RefSeq names its product verprolin-like. Bases 76 to 660 code for a protein of 194 amino acids. The transcript is spliced from 2 exons. NCBI's taxonomy places the organism in Eukaryota, Metazoa, Arthropoda, Insecta, Diptera, Cecidomyiidae. The record is from RefSeq and is a predicted model, not a curated record.